AGUGUUGUAGAUGGCAGCAGUGUCAACAACGUCAAAAGGCGCGAAACGGGGCUUAGUGUUCGUGUUACGUCUUUCGCUAGAAUUUUAUAGUUGGGAAAUUUGUGUAAUGGGAUUCGAAGUCCGCGUGUGGUGAUUUUGUUGCUGCAUAUUGCUUUGUCGAAGUAACAAAAUACCAGCAAACUCUUAAUAAGGUUCAGAAGUAAAAUAAUUGUUAACAAAUGGAUAUCAACGAAAAUAUUGAACAUAUCGUCAAGUCCAAUGUGGAUUUGGAAAAAUGUCUCACCAACCGUGAUUCUAAAGAUAACAUUACGUUUGGAUCAGGUGUGAAAUUUUCAGAUCCAUGCAUUGUUGGAAUAGAUGAAGCAGGAAGAGGUCCUGUUCUUGGACCAAUGGUUUAUGGCUUAUGCUAUUAUCCACUGGGGAAGGAAAGCAUCUUUAAUGAUUUAGGAUGUGCUGAUUCCAAGACUCUUACAGAUGAGAAGAGAAAAGAUAUAUUUCAGAAAAUGUGUUCUGACGAUGUAGGAUGGAUUGUGGAAGCUCUGUCACCAACUUUCAUUAGUAACAAUAUGCUGUUGAGAAGUAAAUACUCACUUAACCAAAUUGCACAAGAUUCUACUGUUGGACUUCUGAACAAAAUUAUUUCUAUGGGGAUUAACAUAGCCGAAGUUUAUGUGGAUACUGUUGGCCCACCAGAAAAAUAUCAGGACAAAUUAAAAUCUAUAUUUCCUGAAUUCAAGAUAGUUGUGGCUAAAAAGGCUGAUUCAUUGUAUCCUGUUGUAAGUGCUGCUAGUAUCUGUGCCAAAGUCAGUAGAGAUACAGCAUUAACGACUUGGGUGUUUACUGAGGACUUUGAAAUAUCUCUUGAAGAAAUUGGAAGUGGAUACCCUAAUGAUCCUGUUACAAAAAAAUUUCUAAAAGGAAAUUUGGAUAAGAUUUUUGGAUUUCCGCAGUUGGUACGGUUUAGUUGGUCCACGGCAGACAAAAUUCUUGAAGAUGAAUCAUUUUGUACUGAAUGGGAAGAUGUGGAAGAAGGAGCCUCGGAAAAAACGCCUAAUAUUCUUGGAUUCUUCAAAAAGGAUCCACGCAAGAAGGAGCAUGCCAAACAUGAAUUCUUUAAGAAGCGGAAGUUAAUGAACACAGAGAACUUGUAAAUGUUUAAUUUUCUAAAUUGAAGGUGUUAUCAAUCUUCCUUAAAAGAGAAAAGUCACUUCAUUUCAACUUGCAUUGUCUCAAUUCGUCAAAAAAUUAUUCUAAAAUGAAUCUUAUGAUAUUAAUGUAACAAAAUCUCUCUCUUUAUUAAAUACAAAAAGAGAUUAAUUUUGCUUUUUCCUCCAGUUUUGUUUUGUUUUGUUUUGUACAAUUUGAGUAAAUGAAGAUUUAAUGAAGUGACUUUUUAAUUUUGUACUGUAUAUAUUUUUGUGGUUACCAAUAAGAUAUAACUGACUUCCUACCUUUACUCAAAAGAAUCUCUGAAGAACAACAAAACUCGAUUAUAUUGAGUUAAAUAUUCUCAAAUGUAGUUGUUGGGUGCUAAGAAAUGAAGUUGCGUGAUAUUAUCAAUGAAGAAAAUCAACUCUGGAAUUUCUAUGAAAGGUAAGCUGUAUAAAAAAAGUCUCUAAACAAUUCCAUGGAAGGUGCGUAGAAAUUUAUUCUGUAAAAAUUUUAAAUGCUACAAAUAUCAAACAAGUGCCACUCAUAUAUCUUGUAUAGGAAAAUGUCUGGUGUGAGAUUUUUAAUAUCAAAACUUAUGUAUAAAACAGCAAUGUUUAUAACAGCAAGAAAUAUUGUAAGUAUUGCAAGGGUGAAUUGUGCAACAAAGUGUUUACAUUUCAAUUUUGUUAGUGAUAAUUUUGCUUCAUUUUAUAAUAACAGUGAACUAUUUGGCAUAAGAUCUGAUGUACAUUGUUGUAAAAUGUUGCACAAUGGUAAAUUUUCACGGUUAUGGAGGUGGUCCCUCGAAUAUAAAUUUGUAAUGAAAGAAGAUAAUUAGAAUGAGAAGGAUCAAUGAAGAGAAUGAUGAUAAUCAAAGAAGAGAUGGUUUUUGAUCAGAGAGAUUUUGAAAGAAAACUUCUGUCAAAGACUUACUCCGUAAUUUCACUCCCAGAUUUCCAGAAUAUCUCCUAACAAACACUAUUUUCAUUGACUAAUAUUUUUGAAAAACAUUUUUUGUGCAUGUUGGGAAGAAUAAAAACUUGAAUUAUUAAAACUGUUUCCAUUAUUUUGUAUGAAUUGACUUUUGAGAUGACCUGACAAAAACAAUUUAAAAUACUUGCUGUGAUAUUACUCAAUAAACAAAUAAUGGAAGUCAUCUCUAUCAACAUAAUAUGAUGGAAUGAUGGAUAACUGAAGUUGACAGAGAUGACGUUCAUUAUUUCAUAUAUAAACCUGGAAUCUGGUUGCAGUGUUGAGAAUUCCAAAGGGGGGCUGCUUGAGGUCGAGGGGAUGCAAAUACUACUAACUACGCCAACGGUAGACUUCUGGUGUUCGAAUGAUGGCUUGACACGGUGCCAGUUAUGAAGAACAAGGGUUGUAGGGGGGAGCUUGCUUGUUGUGAGACUACUUCAGGAACGGAGAGUGUCAGGGUUACGCUGGUGUCCACACGUUCCUACUGCACGUGUGCACAGCGAAUUGCCAGGAGGGGGUGCUGGGGCGUAAUUAGCGUGACUGGUUCUGGCACCGAAGACCUGUUAACUUUGUUUCUCUUACAAAUUCAUGUAUGUAUAUAGCGACGAUGUCAUUUAUAAU
Molecule: messenger RNA, 2745 nt
Organism: Gryllus bimaculatus (two-spotted cricket)
Lineage: Eukaryota; Metazoa; Arthropoda; Insecta; Orthoptera; Gryllidae
Source: the annotation of a GenBank genome assembly